Serendipita indica DSM 11827 is the source of this 960-nucleotide messenger RNA. Lineage: Eukaryota; Fungi; Basidiomycota; Agaricomycetes; Sebacinales; Serendipitaceae. The record is from the annotation of a GenBank genome assembly.
AUGUCUGCGGGUAGCGAUUCUCCUCCUGACAGUCCACUCAAGUCUACCGAGUUUAGCGAUCACAUACUUCGCUCCCUUACGCAUAUUACCACCGAUCUCCGUGAAUCGCUCGUCACUGCGCUGUCCGGGGCCUCUUUGGAGUUUAACAACUGGACAGGAUGGAAGUCAGACAUAGAUAAUCGCUGCGCUGCCUCCCGCUCCGAAUUAGAUGCUCUGGAGAUGGUGAUCAGGCAAAUGAGAUCGUCUGUUGGCAGGUCGGAAAGUUGGCUCAUAGCUGAACUUCUGGAGCUCCCUGCUGCUCGAUUGCGCUCCAAAGUGGAAGCGCAUGAAAGGGCCUCUCAACAAACGUCCUUCGCGACCCCUUACAUGGAUCAAUUCGGUCAAGUGCUCGGUACACUCAUCAAGGGCGUCUCCAGUCUCACUCUACUGGAGGAAGUACUCGCUGCCGGGAUGCAGACACAAAGACAAAUGGCGAACGCCACUAGUCAAAGCAUUCGUCAAUCGUCAGCUAGCAGCUGCCGCUCACUAACGGCGUCCAAAACCAGGCUCAGGAUCUGUCUGUGCAGGCCUGCAGCAUCGUGUCGACCUUUACCUGGCCCAUGCCCCUACUUUACUACUCCCCGCGAUGUAUUUGUCACAGGCGAAGACCAGCCCUCAUCGACGCGGGUUCUAAACCCCUGGCAAACCGUCGUUCGCUUCAUCUUAACGGGACCCAUGACGGAGCUAAUGCGGAAAUCGCUCACGAGCGAUUUCCUUUCCUCGACCCUUGCAACUCUCACUAUGCUCGAGCACUUUGAGAUUGACCUCGGGCAUCCAAACCAACUUGAACCCAUGGAUUCGACUCCAAAGCAAGACAAAAGCACUCCCGACCCAUCUCGCUUCCACAUUUGCGGACUAUCGUCACUCACUUUGACUAUCUCGCAACUCGCCUCCAGUUUAUCGCCAACCUCGAGGUACUAG